AUGGCAACCGACCGCCACACGGGCCAGAAGAUGGCUGUCAAAGAGGUGCUUUUGGACACUACCGAGGAGGGUGAGAAGCGAGCUCCGCUUUGCGUGGACCGCGAGGUUUCCCUCUACAGGACCGACCUCCGGAUUAGGCUCCCCCGUAUGAGCACUUCGCACCUAGUGUCCAUAGGACUCGCCAUAGCCUGGUUUGUGGAAAGGCAUCGUCCAGGACCACCGCUUCUUGCUUUGGAGGAGAUCCAUUCGUUGCGAGACGAGGUGGCGAGGACUCGCGAAGCAGUGCUUCAGCUUGAGGAGGCAUCCGGAUCCUGUAGCGUUCAGCUGUGGGUGCAAAGCUGGCUGCUUCGACUUAGCGGGCUGGCGGAUCUACUUCUUGUGGGACUGCUGCUUUGGGUGUGGUUCUCUACUAGAGCGAGGGCCGCUCCUGCUCCCGAGUCCUCGGCCGAAGCUCUUUGUGACCAGAGUCCAGGGAUCGGAUCAGGUUUGAUUUCGGAGAGACUUUCGGAGACCUCUUUGGGAUCCAGCUCUUCUACCUCUCCUACUUCUCGCCCGGCUUCGGCACAAAUGGCAGACCUAACUCUAGAUAUCUCGGAGAUCCAGAUAGUGGUUCAUUAUCCCGGAGACCCGGGAGGUUUCGAUUGGCAUCACAGGGUCCUGCUUCACCGGAUCGAGGGUGGACGAUGGAUCACCCUUACGCCCGAUCUGGAGCUCCAACGACAUGAUCUCUCGGUACAAAAUCACAGAGUGCUUGACCGGGCAGCCCCUUUCCCGGCUGACAUAGCUGCCUUGAUCUAUGCCCACGACCCCAUAGGUCGAGCUGCACUGUCCAACUUCAGGAGGCAGGCUCAGAUCCAGGCGUCCAUUCUUGGAGAGAGCGCCGUGAUUGACUCCGAGGCCUCCCAGUGGGUUGUGGCUGAGAGUACUCAUUCAGAUUUCGGCCGCACGGUGGACGCUGCCUUGCUUGCGAAUGAGGCUACAGGGCUGGCUUUCACAAUGAAGGGGGUCAUAAUCCUUGAAGGGGAAGAAGUCUUUGUCGAGCGAGUGAUGAUCAGCGAUUUGGAUGCUUGGAAAAGGAAGCGUGGCCUGGAGGCCGCCGACGUGCGACUCCUAGGCGACCAUCGCGAUGCCAGUGGCAAGAAGGUCCUCGGUCUCCGCCAGGCCGUCCCCUUGAUGAAAUGCCCUGUGGAUCCUGAGUUCCCGAUCCAGGGCGCUCGGGCCGCUAAGGAGUUUCAUGAAGCAGUUUCCUUGACAACGGAGGGAUUCCUCACCUACCAUUCAGAAUGGGUCCGCUUGUCAGGGGCCAAUCGCAAGACCAGCUCGGUUCACAUUCACCGGGCCAUUUGCGAGGCGUUGAGGUUGAUGCACUCUUUCGAUCAGCUUGACGUUAGCGCCCUUGCAGUGGGCGAGCAUUUGACAAGGUGGGUGAUCCAGACCGAGCUUGCGGUGGAACGGAAUCCUGCUGCUCCAGAUUUCAGCGGGCUUGACAUCGUGAGUGGGACCGCUCAAUUGCCUGACGGGAGGGCAGCGACCACCAAGUUCUCGGAGUGGGGCGCGGCUAUCGAGGAGACGGAGACGAUGGCAGCAGCUCCGAUGAUGCUCUGGCGGGGCAAAGUAGCUUUCUUCUUGGGUGGGGCCACGCCGAGGAUGAUGUCCGGCCCUACCCCAACUUCUUCGGCAGAUGCAUGGGCUGAAUUCGGAGUUCGGGGUCUUUCUCCUCACCGAAAACAUGGUGAUCCUUUUCCUUUACCCCGACUUUCUUCUUCAUCGAGUUCUCCGGGGACUCCUCCUUUUACCCGAUUGCACCGGCGAGUUGAUGCGGCGCUCCGCUCUUUAAACAAUCUUGCCGCAAUCCCUUUUGUGCCAUCUAGCUCCGCCCCUCCCCCACUCACCUCAGUUCAGGAGUGGAUGAUGGGAGACAUUUGGCGGAGGGUUGCCAUGUACGGAGAGUGUCCAGCUGAAGUGACUGAAGCUUCCUCUCUCGGUGACCUUUGCAGGCGAGCCAACCUGUACUCGCAGGAGGCCUGCCACCUUGUGGACACGGAUCUCGGGAAGAUCAAGAUUCUACGGCGGAGGCUCCAACCGCAGGACGCCAGAGACCUGGCUCCCCCCGAGACCAAGUGUUACCUGGACAAGUUCAACGUGUUGGUGGAGAGGACUCCGGAAGAGCUCGAGGGGCUCCGCGAUACCGGGAACCUGGUGGAGCCCUACUGGGAUCCCCGUCUUCGGCGAGAUCGGCUCCUUCGUCUGCAGCUUUACCGGGCCCUCUUCGAAGCGAACCUCCUGACCUUUCGUCGACGCCGCAAGGCAAGAGUUGGCUUCUUCACCGUGCGCAAGAAAGACACAGACCAACAGCGUCUCAUUAUUGAUGCGCGGCAAGCCAAUUCUUGUCACAGGCCUCCACCGACGACUCGCCUUGCGACGCCGGCGGGCAUGACAAACCUUGACCUUUCACCCGGGACUUUGGAAUCUGAUGGAUUUGGCGGCUACCUCGGCGAGGCCUGCGUGACGGGCGAAGCCGGUGAUGUGGGAGACUGCUUCUAUAAUUUUACCGUCCCUGCCCUGGCCGCGUGGUUCUGCACGGACGAUGACUUCGACCAGGCUGAGCUCGCGGACUUGGGCAUCCACGUGGACGCCGUCUAUGACGAUGAGGCUGACAAGGAGCUCCCUCUCCGGGCUCAUGAGCGCGUUUACGCCGCGUUCAAAGGCGUGCCCAUGGGAUGGAGCUGGGCUCUCUACAUCGCGAACGAGGUGGUCAACCAUCAGGUGAGCUUUACGAGUACGAGACCCGGCAAGGAUGAGAUUCGAGAUCGGGCCCCUCCUCCACCACUUCUACCUGGUCGCCCUGUGGUCGGGACCUACGUGGACAAUAUCCACACCUUUGGGGGCUACAAAGGCGAGGCGGGCGAUCGAAUGAAAGCCAUUGCCGACCGCUUUGCCUUGUUGGGCAUCCCCUUUGAGGUUGAUGACGUCGAGGGCCAGGGUUGGAUGCACAGUCUCGGAUUGCGAUUCGACUUUGGUGACCGCUGUACGGCCCGAUCAAAAACCACCCGCGCGUGGUCCUUAUGGAUGGCUACGCGUGGACUUCUUCGACGGCGCCGGGUGAGUGGACGUCUCCUUCGAGUUUGGUUGGGGUUAACCAACUUCCACUUUCAGUUGGCUCGACCCGGGCUCAGUGCACUCUCCGCCACUUACAAGUUCGCAGUGGAGCACCUGGACCGUAGGGCCCCUCUUUGGGCUUCGGUUCGCUCCGAACUUCGGGACGUGCUCGGUCUUAUCUUUCUGGUUGAGGUCGACAUGUCUGCCCCACUCUGCACUGAGGUACACGUGGGUGAUUCUUCGGAUCGUGGCUAUGCACUUAUGAGCACCGCCUCCAGCCACAAGGAGGUCAGGAAGGCCCUUCAGCAUCAUGAACGGUGGCGAUUCAAGCAGAGCACGGAGCCUCUUCCUUCUCCUCUUUUUGACUACACAGGGACCAGCACUCCGGGCUACGCCGGGCAGACUCCUUCGGCCGGGCUCGGGAGAACUACACAAUUCGGCAAAGAGCUUGCUGCAGCAUGGGAUUCCGCGCUACGGGACCCUCUUUUCAAAAGGCGACGCGACAAGCUCUUGGGGCCUUCGACUGACGUCGAGAAGACCGUGAUCGAGGGGCCGCCGAUCCCCGCUUUGGCGGGUUCCUGGGAUGAUCCUCAGCGCUGGACUCUUGUGACUGCCAAACCCUGGAAAAACAUCAAGGAGCACAUUAACUUCAAAGAGGCGAGAGUGUGCUUGAUGAGCCUGAGGAGACUGUGUCGAACCUCUCGCAACUUGGGCACCACAGCACUGACGAUUACAGACAACUUGGUUUCGGCUCUGGCCUUUGAGAAAGGGCGCAGCGGAUCGAGGCCUCUCAACAACCUCUGCAGGAGAGCCGCCGCCUACCAGCUUGCUGGACGGAUUCAGUGGAGACUUCGCCACAUCGAGAGCAAACGCAACGUGGCGGACGCUCCAUCGCGAUGGUUUGGCCCCGAUCUUCCUCGACCUCAUACCCGACAUGUUGUGCCUGCAAGCUCGGCUCCGAUUUGGGAACGUUUUGCGUCGACUGAGCCUGAUCUUUUACAUGAUCGACGUGAUUGCGGAGGACAUGGCACCCAGGGCUCGCAUUGCCGAGCCGACUCUUUUGAGCUGGGCCGUGGCCUUCGUCCACUUGGUCUUGGAGAGCGGGUUCGAGAGUCGCCGGGGACAGAACGAGGACUGUUGGCACCUCGCCACUUCCUCGAACUUUUCUCUGGCACGGGGCGGCUGACAGCCGCUGUACAGCGGGUGGGGCUUCGGGUACUUCCUGACUUCGAGAUUGGCAAGGGAUCUUGUUUCGAUUUGACAUGCCCAGAGACCCAGGAGCUAAUCUUCAACAUGAUUAGAAAUCGAGUGGUUUGGUGCGUGCACCUUGGAACCCCUUGCACAGUCUGGAGCAGGGCCAGACACAAUAUCCAAAACGUCAGGCGUGCGCGCCAAAAGGAGGCAAUGGGAGUGGCAGCAGCUCUCUUUUCGGCGUGUGUGGUUCGAGAAUGUUUGGCAGCAGGGGUGCAUUUCAUCAUAGAAAAUCCUCAAACAAGUCGAUUGUGGGAGUUUGGUCCAAUUCGAGACAUCUUCCUUAACAAGCACGUCUGCUUCUUCACCUUCCACACGUGCGCCUGGGGCACUCCUUACAAGAAACCGACGAGCAUGCUCACGGACCUUCAUUCACUCUCUAGCCUAGCAAGACGCUGUCCAGGGGGUCAUGUUCAUGAACGACUGAAGGGGUCAGUGAUGUCGAUUGUAGAUGGCAAGCUUCAAUCCUGCAAUCGCACCAUAGCAGCGGGAGCUUAUCCUGAGUCGUUGUGCGCGGCUUGGGCUCAACUGCUUAAGGACGCAGCGCCACCAGGAGCUACCGGGACUACAUCGCCGGAGACUGUUCUGAGUUUUCUCCAUGGCGUCGAGGCGGCGGCCCGUCGAGCUCACCGACCACAUGAUGCAGAUACCGACGAAGAUCUUCGAGCAGGUCACCAAGGUCAGGACAGCUACAAGUUCCUUCGAGGAGCCAAGCGGUACCUCCAAACGCAUCCGGUCAUCUUCGGCCACUUCACAGCCAAGGAUAUCGCCCGCCUCGCCGGCUACAAAAAGUUCGACGACUACCCCGAAAAGACGCGCAAAGCCCAGGACGACACCAGAGGGGGCAAGCCUUCCUCCACUCCUACGUACUACAAGCAUGUCCGCGAGUUCGAGGCGUGGGCCCGAGCUCACGGACACCGGGUCACUAACAAAACCCUGGAUAGGCUGGUCACCCUCUACCUGAACUUCUUGGAAGAGGAUGAUGAAGUCCAGCCCUCCAACGGUGCCUACGUGAUCUAUGGCCUGCAGCUGCUACGCAACAUGGGGCCCAAGCAGGAGUUCCUAGCGAACUCCAAAGAAGCUCUCAACGGAUGGAAGAAACUCCAGCCAGGGGGCAUGCGCCUCCCGGUUCCGGAGGAGUUCAUCUACGACCUCGGCUUCUUGGCUUUGCAACAGCAGCGUGGCGACCUGGCCUUCGCCCUCAGCCUUCAGUAUGACACGUACCUGCGCCCCUCGGAAUUGCUUGGCCUCACCGUGGACCAUGUCGGAUAUCCUGCGGGCGGCCGUUACAACAAAUGGUCUUUGGUGAUUGCACCCUCUGCUUUAGGAGAGCGAACCAAACAAGGCACCUCCGACGACUCUGUCAUGAUCGCUGACAUGGCAGACCGUCGUUGGCUCUCCGAUGCAAUGGGACUUUACGUGGGCAGAUGCAAGCAUGAGCUCUUCCCUGGCGUCACACUGAGCUUCUAUGAACGCUGGUGCGAAAAGAGCUGCAAGCAGCUAGGUUACCGCUCUACUUGCAUUAUGCCGCACAUUCUUAGACACUCUGGAGCAUCCAACGAUAUGUUCCACAAAAGACGGUCGCUCAAUGAGAUCCAGAAACGUGGCCGCUGGCAGGCACGCAAAAGUGUCACCCGUUACGAGAAGCAUGCCUUGCUGCUCAAACGGUGGGAGCAAGCUUCGCCGAAGCGAGUGAACUCGAUUCGACGGCAAUCUCAGAGCUUUGGCCCAGCCCUCGUGCGCUAUCUGAAGUCUUCCGAGCGCUGA
Molecule: messenger RNA, 6117 nt
Organism: Symbiodinium sp. CCMP2592
Lineage: Eukaryota; Dinophyceae; Suessiales; Symbiodiniaceae
Source: the annotation of a GenBank genome assembly